AUCCGUCUGAACGACUGGGGGAGAAAGAGAGAUUCAAAAAGACUAGUUUAUUUAUUUUUUAUUUUUUUCGGAGCACCGUUGAGAAAACUUUCUUUUGACCAAUCAGAGCGUAGGAGCUAGGUUAUCUACCUGUUUGAAAUGAAACGUCGACUUGAACAACAUGAGAAACAGGUGCCGAUGCUCUGUAUUGUUGAUUCACCCGCUCGACUAAAACAAAAAUGACUUCUACUGACAGCUAAACGUCAGUUCUAAAACUGAGGACGUUUUCAAAUAUGAGUAGUGUCCAUCACCAAUCGACCCUGGACGCUCUCCCCAAAGCAUUUGUGACCGCCAUGAGGACCCUCUUCGAUGUUAUGGACGACAAGAGGACGGGUUACGUGAGACUGUCGGACAUCGAAAAACGCUGGCAGGGGGAGAUCGGCACUAGGAAUGGAUUGCCCAGCGGCGUCAUAGAAAGUUUGCGAAAAGUGACGCCGGCCAACGGUCUGUUAACUUUCGAACGUUUCUGUGCGGGUUUGAGAAUUUGCUUACUACGGCACGAUUCGAAGCAUUUUGAAAACCAGACAAUUAAAAAAAAUCUCGUUUCCCGACCUUCUUCAGUGCCUCUCCCGGAGAGGGGUCACGGCGGGAUUUCCUUACGGAAACCGGGGACACCACUGGGAAAAUUAACUCACUCUUCAUCCUCAUCGGAACGUCUGCCGAUAAGCGGUAUUUUGUCACCGCCGUUACGCUUGAGUCGUCACAACACCGCCACGGUGCGUCCAAACAAUGUAGCAUCGUUCGUGCAACAGCGAGCUAUUAGUAUGCCUCAAUUACAGCAAACUACCAUUAAAUCACAUCAGCUAGCGGCUAAUCGGAAUGCGGCACCAUCUCCAUCGAAUUGGGUUAAAAAAGAUGGUAUUAUGAGGAGAACUUUACAAUCUUGUGAACCCAUGGAUAGAAAUAAAGUAUCAUUGGCACUUGAAAAGUGGAGAAUGAUGAAAUCUUAUCCAAAUAAACAGGAAAAUCAGGAGAAUAUGCAUCCUCUGAGAAAACUCCAGCUCAGGAACUCUUCGUCUUAUCCUAAUCUACCGAAUGAUCCCGUAUCCAGCAGUGAUGUUGAUAGUGGUGUGGGGAUGAGGCCUCCAGAAAGAGUACCUCCAGCUAAAAAAGCAAUUAGAAGAAGAGAACCCAGAAGACACACUGUUUCAAAUGGUAUUGACUACAAUAUGAUUAAAAGGUUAAAACUAUUGGAGCAAGAGAAAGACUUCCUUCUACAAGGUCUAGAUGUUGUGGAAAGAGCCCGUAACUGGUAUUCACAACAGAUUUCAAAUGUUAAUGAAAAGUUGGAACGUGUUAGCAAAUGGGAUAUACCCCACUCAGAAUAUUCAAUGGAUGCUCAACAAGAGAGGUUGAACUUCCAAAUGACUAGAAUAUCUGAAGUAAAUCAACAUUUAAAUGCUCUUAUGGAAACAUCUGAAAAGGGAUUUCCAAUUCAUAUGAAUUUAGCUGUACAUCAGAGAAACAUAUAUGGGCAGCAGAAAACAGCAACGCAAACCAUACAAAGAUUGAAAAGCCAAAAUCAUGCAUUAACAGAAGAAAUAGGUAAAAAGAGUGAACUGAUAACACAGCUAGAAACGGAAAAAUCAUCUUUGAUUAGAGAAUUAUUUCACGCCAGAACAUAUCCUCAAAAAGAAACAAAUGAUACAACACUAUGGUAGAAACAAGAAUAGAAUUUGUAUAUAUGUAAAUAUUGAUAUAAAAUAUAUUACAAUAAAGUUCUUAUUUUAUAGUUGUUAAA
This is a messenger RNA of Parasteatoda tepidariorum (common house spider), 1780 nucleotides long. RefSeq names its product suppressor APC domain-containing protein 2. NCBI's taxonomy places the organism in Eukaryota, Metazoa, Arthropoda, Arachnida, Araneae, Theridiidae. The record is from RefSeq and is a predicted model, not a curated record.